AUGACGAAAUUUACUCGAAUUGGUAUUAUUGGUGCUGGAUCUAUGGGUGGAAAUAUGUCGUUAUUAUUUGCUGAACAUGGUCUUCAGGUAUCUCUGUAUGAUGUUAAACAAGAAAGUGUUCAAGCUGUUAUUGAUAUGGCUAAAGAACAGGAUAAUACUCGUGAUAAAGUAACUGGUUAUAAAGAUUAUGAAACAUUUAUGAAAAGUUUUAACAAUGAUAAACAACAACCACGUCUUCUAGUAUUUAGUAUAACACAUGGUCAUCCAGCAGACGAUGUCUUAGCUUCAAUACGUCAAUAUUUAAAUAAAGGAGAUAUUAUUUUAGAUGGUGGCAAUGAAUGGUAUUUAGAUACAGAACGUCGACAAAAGGAAAUGGAUAAAUUAGGUGUUUAUUUUAUUGGAAUGGGUGUAUCAGGUGGAUAUCAAUCAGCAAGACGAGGUGCAUCUCUUUCACCAGGUGGAAAUAAAGAUAUUCUUGAUAAUGUUCUUUUACCAUUUCUUCGUACUGUAUGUGCAAAAUCGGAAAAAGGUGGUGAUUGUGUAACAAAUAUAGGUCCUGCUGGUUCUGGUCAUUAUGUUAAAAUGGUUCAUAACGGUAUUGAACAAGGUAUGCUUAGUAUUAUAUGUGAAGCAUGGGGUAUAUUUCAUGCUUUACUCGGUUUUUCCGAGGAUGAUAUUGGUCAAAUAUUUACUGAUUGGUCAAAAAAAAGUGAAUUAAAUAAUAAUUUUCUUAUAAAAAUUGGUGGUGAUAUAUGUACUCGUCAUUAUAAAGGUGAUGAUCCAUCUUCUGGACAUGUUCUUGAUGAUAUUGAAGAUAAAGUUGUACAAGAUGCAGAUAAUACUGAAGGUACUGGUGUAUGGUCACUUCAAGAAGCAGCUCAAGUUCAUAUUUCUGCACCAACAAUUGCUGCAGCACAUUUAUUUCGUAUAGCAUCAGCAAAUCGUCCAGAUCGUAUUCAAUUUGAUAAAUUAGUUAAAUUAGAAAAACCACGAUUAGCCGAUGUUUUAAAAGAGAAAACUGAAGAAUUUAUUGAAGAUCUUCGAGGUGCUGUUUAUAUUUCAAUAAUGGCUUCUUUUGCACAAGGUUGUAAUUUAAUUUCUGCAACAUCUCAUGCUAAAAAAUGGAAAAUUAAAAUGAGUGAAGUUAUUCGUAUUUGGCGUGCUGGUUGUAUUGUUCAAAGUGAUUAUAUUGCUGAUCUUCUUCAACCAUUAUAUUUGGAAAAUGAAAAAUCUAAUGAUGAACCAAUAACGAAUAUUCUUCUAUUAAAACCAGUUGCUGCUGAUAUAGAAAAAUAUUAUCCUGCACUUAAACGUGUAGUUCUAUUAGCUAUUGAAUAUGGAGCUCAUGUACCAGCAUUAACUGCUAGUUUAGAAUAUUUUAAAUAUGUUAGUAGUACUGAUUUACCAACACAAUUUAUGGAAGCUGAAUUAGAUUACUUUGGUGCACAUUCAUAUGAUCUUAAAAGUGAACAUGCAAUGAACAUCAAAAAAGGACCUCAUCAUUAUGAAUGGAAAAAACCAUAA
Molecule: messenger RNA, 1524 nt
Organism: Adineta steineri
Lineage: Eukaryota; Metazoa; Rotifera; Eurotatoria; Adinetida; Adinetidae
Source: the annotation of a GenBank genome assembly